UGCAGAAGAAUUAUCGAUAACAAGGCGUUUCCAAGAUGGCAACAAAUGAAGGUACCCCUGGUUCAAGUGCAACAAAUGUCGACAAAUGUAGCAAUUCCCCAAACGAUGGCUAUGACAAAAAGUGUAUAUUUUGUAAAGUCGUUAACAAGGAGAUGGGUACCGAGCUUCUGUACUCGGACGAGGAGAUAUCGUGUUUUAGAGACAUCAAACCCGGAGCACCUCAUCACUACCUGGUCGUACCUACCAGACAUGUAGGGAAUUGCAAAUCACUUGGCAAAGAGCACGUUGCACUUGUUGAAAAGAUGGUGGAGACAGGGAAGGAGAUACUCCAGAGGAACAACAUCACAGAUAUCAGUGAUGUCAGGUUUGGAUUCCACUGGCCUCCAUUUUGUUCUGUCACACAUCUACAUCUGCAUGUGCUGGCCCCGGUUAGCCAGAUGGGCUUCAUGUCCAGAAUCUUCUACCGUCUGGAUUCUUAUUGGUUUAUAACAGCAGACCAGCUGAUCCAGAGACUGAAUUCCUUAGGUUAGGUCAACUGAAAAGGAAGGCUUGGUGCUGCUGCUAGAUGUGGUCAUCUGAAUCUGAUGAACAAACUGACUGUAGUGUUUCUCAAACACUUCCUAAUUGAGUCAAGGAAAGCAGGUGUGAGUUAUGCAAGUGCCUCAAGAUAACUCAUGUGAACCAAUCAUAUCACUUGUCUUUUUUUACUCAAGCCAAUGAGCUAUAUCAGACAUGCAGCUCUUUUAUCCUUUUAUAUUGUAAUUUAUGAAAGUGCUAAAACACUACAUAAAACCUCAGUAUUACAAUAGCACUGAUGUUUUGGAAGGAUGGUGGUCAUAAAGUCACAUAAGCAUUGUGAUUGAAUAAGUGUAUGAGCAUAACAAAAAUCAACACCAACAAUCAAUUAUGGUGACCACUUAUCUUUUACAAAAUAGACUUUCCCUACGGAUAUGGUACGGAUGCCAUCAGCAGCAUCUGUCCAAACACUGGCCAGUCAUUCUAGUUAUGCUUGAUAAUUCUGCUACUGAAGAUGAUUCCUAUACAUUAAGCUGCUUAAAAACAUGUCCAUCUUGAA
Alosa sapidissima (American shad) is the source of this 1075-nucleotide messenger RNA. RefSeq names its product histidine triad nucleotide binding protein 3 (gene hint3). Bases 36 to 530 code for a protein of 164 amino acids. NCBI's taxonomy places the organism in Eukaryota, Metazoa, Chordata, Actinopteri, Clupeiformes, Clupeidae. The record is from RefSeq and is a predicted model, not a curated record. Gene Ontology annotation, molecular function: catalytic activity. The transcript has 5 exons.